GCGCUGCGGAGCUCCAGCCAGCCCUGGGAUUGACCCCUCUCUGAUCUCUGCAUUUACCAAAGGAAUUUACGUACAAUCAGCUAAUGCUUUUCCCCCACUAUUCUAAAAGGGCAUUAGCAUUUCUCUUAGGAACAAACAUAUCUGAAUUGAGCAAUUUCACAUCUGAUAAUCUUUUAGCAACUCACACAUAAAAAGCUUCAGUUUAUAUAUUUUGGUGUGGAAAAUGAUCUUUCUUCUUCCUCAUUAUGCCUACAUGAAAAGGGGCUGAUUUGCUUUAAAAGUUGUUGAUAUGGAGUACGGGAUAUUUCAGCCUCAUGGACAGUCUAGUGCAAUGAGCUCUGGAUAUUUUAAGCACAAUAGAAAUCCUCACAACCUUUGCAGAACUUUGUCACCUUGCUAGUGCAGCCUCUCCAACACUGUAAGAGGUGUGUAAAUAGGGUGUGUUUGACAGAAGCAGGAUAAAAAUAAUAGGGCUUAAUGCAAAUGAUCCAGGAGGAGAAACUCAGUGAAGGUCAGGACUAAUUCACAGAUGACAAAUGAGAGACUAGUUCACUGUGACUCCUGUUCUAUAAACUGUCUCCCAGAAAAUUUUAAAAUUUUGUCACAGCUGCUACUAAUAUAAUAAUAAUAAUCUCCUAAAGCAUUUUUUCUUCCCAUCAGGACUCUGCAAUUUAUAAUGAAAAUAUUCUCGUUACCACAGGUAACUACAAAAAUAAAGGCCAUAAGCACUUUUUACGUUUCACUGACAUUGCUUCAUGACAGCUUAACUCAGGCUUCCACUGCAUUUCUUUACAACUGCCACUUGUUUUCUUUGCAGAUCAAGGACAUUGAAGUCCUCAACUGUGAAUAUGGCAAGAACACAAUUAAGUUCCUUCGCCUUCACAGAGAGGGAAAGAAGCAUUUUGUUAAAGAAGUGGAAGUGUGUGCGCAUCUCCGGCUGACUUCUGCCCAGGAGUACCUGGAAGGAAACAAUUCUCUUGUCAUACCUACGGACACCAUAAAGAAUAUUGUCCUUGUGUUGGCCAAAAAAAAUGGGAUCCCAAGUUUAGAACAAUUUGCUAUAGAUAUCUGCAAUCACUUCAUGACAACAUUUUGCCAAGUGGCGUACGUCAAAACCUACGUUCAAGAGGUACCAUGGCAACGUCUGUAUGAGGAUGGCGUUCCCCACAUCCACUCAUUCAUUUGUGUUCCUGAUGGGAUCCGCUUUUGUGAAGCUGAGCAGUGCCGGAAUGGUCCUCUGGUUGUCUUUGCUGGAAUUAAGGACCUGAAACUUAUGAAGACAACGCAGUCUGGAUUUGAAGGCUUCUAUAAGAAUGAACACACCACACUUCCUGAAAGGCAUGACAGGAUUCUGUGUGGAGAGCUCUUCUGCAAAUGGUCAUACGGCGAAUGCAAGGAUUUUGACUUUAACUGCAUAUGGAAGAAAAUCCGUGAAUGUAUCCUUGAAGCCUUUGCCGGACCACCUGACUGUGGGGAAUAUUCACCCUCUUACCAGAAAACUGUCAACUCUAUCCAGAUGCUUGUCCUUUCCAGAGUGUCACAGGUACAGGUCAUAGAAGCCGUCUUGAACAACACUUUUUAUAAUGUUGUAGACAUGAAAAAUCUAGGCUUGGAGAAUGACAAAGAAGUUUUGGUUCCAGUGGAAGCUCCUUAUGGCUCCUGUGCUUGCACACUUGGCCGGAAGAAGUUUUUUGAAGCACAAGGCCAGAUGAUGAGAGAUGAGAGAAAAUGCCAGUUUGGACUGGCAGCUGCCCAGGGAAUCUAAACCUCUUGGCUAUACUCAACCUUCCUUAAUAGCAUGGCUUUCCUAUCAGUGUUUACUCCUUAUUGGCCUCUUCCAUUGCCAACUACUUUUCCCUCUAUGAACUCCUGAACAUGGGACAUAUGAAGGAUCCACAGGAAAUUUGAAAUCAAAGUCUGUUUCUAAAUUCCAGUGUGGUUUGCACUAAGCUCUUUGGAAAAUCCCAACUGGAAACAUUACAGUAAGUUAAUUUUAAACUAGCUAUUCCCAGACCUUUUAAUGAAACAAUUAAUUUGAUGUCUGUAACAUGUUUUUGACAUGUAAAAGCAGGAAAUCUCUAUAUUCUCUUUAUUAAUAUUUCUUCAGUAAAACGGCUAUACAGACAUGAGACCUGCUGUUUCAUUGGCAUAACCUGUCAUGACCCCUUGAUGCCACACUGAUCUACAGAGCUGAGGUUCUGACCCAGUGACUGAACAGGACAUCAGUCAGAAUCAGGAUUUCUCUGUGCAGGAAAUGAGAAACAGAAAGAAAAAAAAAACAAACCUCUCUCAUAUCUCCUUUGUGGUGUGAAUAAUUACAGCUGUUGACUACUUUCUCUGCAUGUAUUCUGACUGCAUGACUGCUGCUGCUACUCAUCAGACUAUAGUUACUAUAGUACUUUUACAUUAAUCACUGAGGUGAUUUGAGGUUUGGGCUAUCUCUGUAGGUUUAAUUAAAUAGUUUUCUUUAGUCUAAUAAUCUUAUCAUGAUUUCUGAGCAGGCAGGUGUCAACCUACAUAGCCCUAUUAUAUUUGGGAGGGGUAGAGAGAGAACUAGACAGACAGAUAAUGCAUAUUUUACUUUAGUUACCCCAGGUGAUAGUUUUCAACAUUGAGAUAAAACAAUACAGUAAAUGAUUCUCAUCUCACAAACUGUGGCUACCACAUUUGCAACAGGAAUCCUGUUCAGCUUUCAACAGCUUCUAACCCUUGCUCUCAUUUUCUCAGACUCUAUUUGACAGAGUACAAAUCAAAUGGCAGGUGCCCAAAAUAACUUCUAAAAACUGCAGUUAAAUUGCCUUUGUGCCUCCUGAGUUUGGCAGACAUGCAGCAUUGCUCUAGGUACAAUCAUUAAAUUCAUAGGCACCAAAAAUGGGAGAGAUGUCCUGCUCUGUGACAUUUUGAGGUGUUUGGCGAGAUAGAAACUCGCCUUGAUGAGCGGGGCAUCACAGAUGCCAGAGAAGAACUGUCCACCAGCCUGAGCUAUCUCCUGAGCAACAGGAACAUUGACACCAUGGAGUGAAGCUGUCCCAGCUAUCAUGUUCUCUGGUCACCAGCCAAUUCUGAAAGCUUAUCUGCAGCACUUCUAGCUUUUCCUGGGGACAUUCUCACUUACCUUCUUAGAUUGUUUUGCAUUGUACUUGCGGGCUUAUGUCUUGCUACUUCUGUCACUUCUAGGUGCUUUUAAUUUAUUAUUGUAUCUUUUAAAGGCGAAUAAAGAGCAACAUGAAAAAACUAGCUUUUGACUAUUUACUACUUAUAUAUAAACAUAAACAUUGUAAGUAAAAUAACUACUUUAAUUCAUCCAAUUUCACCUCAAAAAGUGACCGAUUUUCUUACAAAUGGCACUUCACUACCAAGAGAUGAAAAAGAAUCUUACUGAACAUUUCAGCAUUUAUCUCUGUCUGAAACGAGGCAGAUCCGAACAACCAACUUCCUUUCUACCUUAUAAGAAAUUUAUUGCAUUAGGCACAAGGUUUGCUUUAUUACUCUUUGUGUUUCAUUUGUGGCCUUGCAAGGUAGUGGUGGACUAACCUCCAUGGCAGAAUGAGGACACAAAGCAGUGAGCAGCU
This is a messenger RNA of Oenanthe melanoleuca, 3572 nucleotides long. Its product is annotated as uricase-like. The transcript has 7 exons. Lineage: Eukaryota; Metazoa; Chordata; Aves; Passeriformes; Muscicapidae. Gene Ontology annotation, biological process: purine nucleobase catabolic process; urate catabolic process. Gene Ontology annotation, molecular function: urate oxidase activity. Gene Ontology annotation, cellular component: peroxisome. The record is from RefSeq and is a predicted model, not a curated record. Bases 677 to 1765 code for a protein of 362 amino acids.